Acanthosepion pharaonis is the source of this 642-nucleotide messenger RNA. Lineage: Eukaryota; Metazoa; Mollusca; Cephalopoda; Sepiida; Sepiidae. The record is from the annotation of a GenBank genome assembly.
AUGUCGCCAUACCGCGUUGCAAAUGCCAGACAGAUGAAGACGGAAUGUCGUACCAAAUUACAAUAUUGUUAUAGCACCAUUGACAAAUAUGAGAAGAACAAGAGGAAGUUGAAUAGAAGGUUGACGGGUCAGCUGCACCGACUCCGACGCAAUCUGGGGGAGAGAGAGAGAGAGAGAGAGAGAGAGAGAGAGAGAGAGAGAGAUGUUGAAACUGGAAACAAAAUAAAUCAAGCUAUCGCAAAUUGUUCAUAUCUAUCUAUCUAUCUAUCUAUCUAUCUAUCUAUCUAUCUAUUACAAUCUGUUCCUAUUUCAAUAUGUUCACAUCUAUCUAUCUAUCUAUCUAUCUAUCUAUCUAUCUAUCUAUCUAUCUAUCUAUCUCAAUCAGUUGCUGUCUGUGCUCCUAUCUAUCUAUCUAUCUAUCUAUCUAUCUAUCUAUCUCAAACUUUCGAAAUAUGUGCUGUUCAUAUCUAUCUAUUUAUCUAUCUAUUUAUCUAUCUAUCUAUUUAUCUCUCAAUCUGUUGUUGCCUGUGUUCCUUCCUUCCUAUCUAUCUAUCUAUCUAUCUAUCUAUCUAUCUAUCUAUCUAUCUAUCUAUCUCAAACUGUUCAUAUCUAUCUACCUAUGUUAGUAUCUAUCUAUUUUAG